Messenger RNA from Drosophila rhopaloa, 1469 nucleotides. RefSeq lists its product as uncharacterized. The record is from RefSeq and is a predicted model, not a curated record. Gene Ontology annotation, molecular function: 1-phosphatidylinositol-3-kinase regulator activity. Gene Ontology annotation, biological process: intracellular signal transduction; phosphatidylinositol phosphate biosynthetic process. The transcript is spliced from 2 exons. Gene Ontology annotation, cellular component: phosphatidylinositol 3-kinase complex. Bases 131 to 1165 code for a protein of 344 amino acids. Lineage: Eukaryota; Metazoa; Arthropoda; Insecta; Diptera; Drosophilidae.
UUAGCCACUUCUUGUGUACUUACUUCCAACGAAAACAAAUAGUUCUUAUCAAUUCAGUUUCGCAUUAAUCACGGCUCCGAUUUAGAUCAAUGAUGUGAUACCGCCACGAGGGUUUUAAUCCCACUCCAAAAUGAGCCACGGCGACCAGAGUCACAGCCAGAGCAGCCAGCGGGGCCAAGAGCGCUGUGGCGGGGGCGACUCCACAAAGGACAGGGAGAAGGAGAAAAAGGGCUGGUUCCACUCGCUGACCAGGCGCAAGAAGUCGGACUCGGCGCUGACCGUGUCCGUAUCCGCAUCCGCCUCCACCAGUGCAUCACAGAACAACAACAACGAGGUGUGUGUCCUUGAGCCAGCAGAGUCUUCCAUGGCCAGCUGCAGCAAUGGGGGCACUGGCACAGGAACACUGCGCAGGCGGCGGGACAAAGACAAGGACAAGCGAAACGUGUUCGCCAGACUGCGUCGGAAGGUGGGCCAGGGUCUCAGCUCCUUGCGCAAUUGGCACUCGAUGGGAGAAUGUGACGAUGGUGGCACUACUGAUGCCACCUACGAGUUCCUUACUCCGGCCAUCUGCCAGGAGCCCACGUUGCCAUUCACACACGACUACUUGCGCUUCAUUCGGAAGAAGUGGCUGGAGCGCGAGGGCGCCCACUCUCCCAACCAGGUCAUGUACAAGGCCUGCUCCGAAAUGCUCAACCAAGUGUGGUACUGGGGCGAAAUCUCCAGGCGCGAUUCACAGCGGCAGUUGAGCGACAAGCCGACUGGGUCGUUCCUGGUCCGCGACUCGGAGACCAGCGGAUCCCAGUUCACCCUAAGCUUCCGGAUUGUAAACGUAACACUGCACUAUCGGCUGGAGUUUCGCGACGACUUCUGGCACUUCGAGGAGCUUAAGUACGGUUCGAUUGUAGAGAUGAUCGAGGAUAUCUUGCACCGCUGCACCAACGACAACUUUGUUUGCUUUGUGAAGGUGCCCAACGAGAUGCAGCCGCCGUUUCCGGUGAUCCUCAAGUAUCCGCUGAGCCGGUACGCCAAUAUGCCCAAGCUUCAGGACCUGUGCCGGCGGGUCCUGCAGCGCCAGAUGUCGCGCGAGCAAGUGGCUAAGUUGCCGGUGCCCGCACAGAUGCUGGAGUACUUGGCGAUGGAACGGGAACUGGUCUUCCAGAGCUAGAAGCCCGCUGUCCGCCGCCGAGCACCCGCUGGUCAAAGCUUUAAAACGGAAGUAAACGCAAGCACGUACACCAAAGAGGUCCGGGCGAAUCGAAUCCCAGCCUGUAGUUACUCGUAAUGAUAUGUGUUGGUUGGAUUGGCAAUAUGUUUUUGAUGCAUUUCUACGCCCCAGUAAUUAAGCGCACAGUCUCUUAACACACAUGCACACCGGAAUCCCAGUGCGCAGGUUUUUACUGUAUUGUACUGCUAAGUACCACUAGUACUAGUAUUUUGUCUAGGAUAAAUAACUAUGUUAUUGGCCAUAA